Messenger RNA from Glarea lozoyensis ATCC 20868, 954 nucleotides. Its product is annotated as Protein kinase-like (PK-like). Lineage: Eukaryota; Fungi; Ascomycota; Leotiomycetes; Helotiales; Helotiaceae. The record is from RefSeq and is a predicted model, not a curated record. The transcript has a single exon. Bases 1 to 954 code for a protein of 317 amino acids.
AUGGUACCCUCAUGGCUUCCUUCGAUUUUACGACCUGACUGUGUGUGGAAACCUCGAAGAAAUCUCACCCCAUCAAGCACGAUACCACCAACACCAUCGCCUAACCCGCAAUUUGUCCAGCGAUUCUGGGGACACAUACAUACGUAUCUAAGAAACUUUUCACAACAUUAUUGCCGAUGGUUGGGCGUCCAAUUUGAUAACCAAAUCAUCCCACUGCCUUUUGGGCUUCUUCUGAAAUGGUCCGAUGGCACGCGGCUCGAGGAAGUCCUCACGACCAAAGUCUGUUACGCCGCCGGUUUACCAACACCUUACAUUAUUUCCUACGGCUCACAUCCUGAUACGCCACAUGCUCCGAUUUCGAUCCUAAUGACUAGACUGCCAGGCCGUGAAUUGGGGCAGAUUUACGAAUCAUUGAGUUCCGAGGCAAAGGCAACCGCACUUUCGGAGUUCAAAUUCUACAUAUCCAGUAUUAGAAAAUGGAAAAGUCCGUGGGGCCCAUCACGGAUAUGUAGCCUUACUGAAGGUCCAAUUCGAAGUAUACGGGUUCCGAACCACAUAGUUGGCCCUUGCGAAACUUCUCAAGACUUCCACGAUCAUCUCCUCUCCCCUGCAUACAACUCUUUCGGGUCAGAAGAAGUAUUUAAUUCUAAACUUCAACUCGCCAAAAAGCUCCAGACCUUACAAGCUAAACGUCCUGGUAUAAAAUUUACCCAUGGUGAUAUCAAACAUCAUAAUUUCCUGGUUGAUGACAUUGGUCAUAUCACGGGGAUUUUGGAUUGGGAGGCUGCGAGAUGGUAUCCCGUCUUUUGGGAAUGGACGACGGCCAUGAGAUUCGUGCCCCAGGACUUUUGGUGGUUCGACUUUUUGAUUGAGAGCGGGGCUGGCGAAUAUAGAGAGGAGUCAGAGUGUGAGAGGGCAUUGACGAGUUUGACUGUAGAUUCUUAUUCUUGGUAA